Lepus europaeus (European hare) is the source of this 5113-nucleotide messenger RNA. RefSeq names its product immunoglobulin like domain containing receptor 2 (gene ILDR2). The coding region runs from base 72 to 2015 and encodes 647 amino acids. Lineage: Eukaryota; Metazoa; Chordata; Mammalia; Lagomorpha; Leporidae. The transcript has 10 exons. Gene Ontology annotation, biological process: pancreas development. The record is from RefSeq and is a predicted model, not a curated record. Gene Ontology annotation, cellular component: membrane.
UCCGAGGAGCGGUGCCUCGCAGCCGCUUCCCACUUUGCUCACUGGGCGAUCUGCAUGGGAAGUUGGGCGCGAUGGCCAGGGUCGUGUUGGCGUGGGUUGCGCUCUGCUGGCUAACAGCCAUGGUUGGAGGCCUGCAGGUCACGGUGCCCGACAAGAAGAAGGUGGCCAUGCUCUUCCAGCCCACAGUGCUUCGCUGCCACUUCUCCACCUCCUCCCAUCAGCCUGCAGUCGUGCAGUGGAAGUUCAAGUCCUACUGCCAGGAUCGUAUGGGGGAAUCCUUGGGCAUGUCCACUACCCGGAUCCAGUCCCUCAGCAAGAGAAACCUGGAGUGGGACCCUUACUUGGACUGUUUAGACAGCAGGAGGACUGUUCGAGUGGUAGCCUCAAAACAGGGCUCCACUGUCACCCUGGGAGAUUUCUACAGAGGCCGGGAGAUCACCAUCGUCCACGAUGCAGAUCUCCAAAUCGGCAAACUCCUGUGGGGAGACAGCGGGCUGUAUUACUGCAUCAUCACCACGCCCGACGACCUGGAGGGCAAGAACGAGGACUCCGUGGAGCUGCUGGUGCUGGGCAGGACAGGGCUGCUUGCUGAUCUCUUGCCCAGUUUUGCUGUGGAGAUUAUGCCAGAGUGGGUGUUUGUCGGCCUGGUGAUCCUGGGAAUCUUCCUCUUCUUCGUGCUGGUGGGCAUCUGCUGGUGCCAGUGCUGCCCUCACAGCUGCUGCUGCUACGUCCGCUGCCCGUGCUGCCCAGAGUCCUGCUGCUGCCCUCAGGCCUUGUAUGAAGCAGGGAAGGCAGCAAAGGCCGGGUACCCUCCCUCUGUCGCCGGUGUCCCCGGCCCUUACUCCAUCCCCUCUGUCCCUUUGGGAGGAGCCCCCUCAUCUGGCAUGCUGAUGGACAAGCCGCAUCCACCUCCCCUGGCACCAAGUGACUCCACUGGAGGAAGCCACAGUGUUCGCAAAGGGUACCGGAUCCAGGCUGAUAAGGAGAGAGAUUCGAUGAAGGUCCUGUACUACGUGGAGAAGGAGCUGGCUCAGUUUGAUCCAGCCAGAAGGAUGCGAGGCAGAUAUAACAACACCAUCUCGGAACUCAGCUCCCUGCACGAGGAAGACAGCAAUUUCCGCCAGUCUUACCAUCAGAUGCGAAGCAAGCAGUUCCCUGUGUCUGGGGACUUGGAGAGCAACCCUGACUACUGGUCAGGUGUCAUGGGAGGCAGCGGUGGGGCCAGCCGGGGACCCUCAGCCAUGGAGUACAACAAAGAGGACCGGGAGAGCUUCAGGCACAGCCAGCAGCGCUCCAAAUCGGAGAUGCUGUCCCGGAAGAACUUCGCCACGGGGGUGCCAGCCGUGUCCAUGGACGAGCUGGCGGCCUUCGCCGACUCCUACGGCCAGCGGUCCCGGCGAGCCGAUGGAAACAGCCACGAGGCGCGGGGCGGCAGCCGCUUCGAGCGCGCCGAGACGCGGGCGCACGGGGCCUUCUACCAGGACGGCUCCCUGGAGGAGUACUACGGGCCGCGCAGCCGCAGCCGCGAGCCGCUGACCGACGCCGAGCGCGGCUGGUCCUACAGCCCCCCGCGCCGGCGGCCGGCGGAGGACGCGCACCUGCCGCGCCUGGUGAGCCGCACGCCGGGCGCCGCGCCCAAGUACGACCACUCGUACCUGGGCAGCGUGCUGGAGCGGCCGCCGCGGCCCGAGGCCGGCGCCAGCCGCGGCGGCAGCCUGGAGACGCCGGCCAAGCUGAGCGCGCAGCUCGGCCCGCGCAGCGCCUCCUACUACGCCUGGUCGCCGCCGGCCACCUACAAGGCGGGCGCGCCGCGGGACGACGACGACGACGACGACGACGACGAGGAGGACGCGCCCGACGACGCGCUGCCGCCCUACAGCGAGCGCGAGCUGAGCCGGGGCCCGUCCUACCGCAGCCGCGACCUGCCCUUCCACAGCAACUCGGAGAAGAGGAGGAAGAAGGAGCCCGCCAAGAAAACUAAUGACUUCCCAACCAGGAUGUCACUUGUGGUCUGAUGUUUUCAAGACAUCUCUCUGAAUGACUAGAAAUCAGAUGCAGACUACAGGGACAAGACAUAAAUCCAAGAGACAGCAGGCCCAGGAUCUUCUCUGGCCACCGCCUUGGAAGAUUUGCUGGUCUCUGCUUUGGCAAAGGAUGGGAGGCAGCCUUUAAGGGAGGCAGAUUUGAACCUCAAGAGCCCGGCUAACUAGUUUGAGAAACUCACCAAGAAAGCAAUGACAAGUGAGAACUUUCUCACAUGCAGAGUUUCUCAAUUUAUCCUGCUCAGCCUCCUUCCUUAAUGGAUCCAGGACUCCAUUUCUAAUUCUGAAAGAGAGUUAGCUCUGGACUGCUAAUCUCCGGAAAUCGCCUAUGCCUACGGUCUGCUUUUCUAUACCUCCCGGGCUGUGCUCAGAGACAGAAGAAUUUAGCACUGCUAUUGGAAGAAGGCCUUCUGCUGACAAGGGACGAUAGCUUCACGGCAAAAUACAGCUUUUAUCCCCAUCACUUCUCAGUCACAAGUCAAUGACUGUUGUUACACUCAAAUCAGAAGACCUUUGGUGUGAGCUCAGUGACGGCGACCUCCACAGAAAUUACUUCAAUUUGCUGUUCGGAAUGACAAUUCUUGAGUGGCUGGGACAAAAAGAGUACGCCAUUUUGAUAAAGCGUCUAAGUGGUAUUUCUUUGUCCAUUCUGAGAAUAUAAACUGCUUUUUCUUUCUGCUGUACACAUCAACGUCUGAGUCUUGGACAGUAAGGGCUCUUCUCUUCCUCUCCUAACAUUCCCACUGGUUGGUGCCACACACAGCACCCCACCUCCUCUGCACUCUGAUUAACUUGUCAUCAGGUGCCUUUUGAUAAGUGUUUAAAAUACAGGAAAGACAAGAGUGAGAGCAAGAGGAGAAAGAAGUAGUGCAUGAUAGAAAGGCUGAGAAAGAGUUUAAGAGGAAAAGAAAUGUGGUGUCAUUAUAGUUUGAAUUUAGGACCUUUUCCAUGCAAACUCCACUCAGUCUUUUCUGAUUUUAUACUUCAUUGAUUAUGAAUUGUUUCUGCCAUCUCAAUCCCAGGACACCAGGGAUGUGGGGCAUGCAUCUUUUUGGCCUGCCUACGCUGCCAUUAUAGAUGCAUUUGGGAGACCAAGGAUAUUGCUUUCUCGGGAAGGAGUAAUUCCUAGUCCUACCCUUGCCUAAAUGACAGAUUUUUGCCUGAAUUCCAAAACUAGAUUCCAUUAGAUUUUGUAAUGUGUAUAGAUUGCAAAAAAAAAUGGCCACAAGCUCUUUGUUUCUCAUCAAGAGGUGCAGUCCUGUUUUCUACCCCUUGAACCUGGAGUUGACCAUGUGAUUAGAUGUGGCCAAUGGCCCUAUAGAAAUUUGACACCUGCAGAGACUUGAAAGGGACUUGUCCUGUCUUGAUGCUCUUGAGAAACUUAGAGCCAGCACCAGGUGAGUGAACCAGGACUGUCGUGCUGCAUGAUGAGAGAAAGGGGCCUGCUUAGCCCUAGCACCCCAUCUGAUGGCCUAGCAGCUCUCAGAUGAUUGCAAACACGUGAAUGAGCCCAACCAAGACCAAUAAAAGAACUGCCUAGCUGAGCCCAGCCAAAUUGCUGAUUCCUACCCAAGGUGUGAGAAGUUGGAGCACUCUAUAUGCUCAUUUCUCUUCAAGGACAAAACUGACACUUUCCUCUUAUCAGAAUAUUCAGCCCUGAGUCCCUUCCUCCUUGGAACCUUAGGUGUCUCACAGCCUCCACUUUCUUUGAUAGACUUUGAUCAAAGUGUUUCGCCCUGUGCUAUUACGUUGGGACUCAUGGUUGAGUCAAAUCAGUGGAGGAGGAGGAUGCUUGACCUCGCUGUCCCCUAAGCCAGCAGAGGUCCAUUCCCUAUCCAUGGAGCUAUGGACAACCUCUGAAGAAGAUUUCUUCUCCAGCGUCUCUUUGGGCUUCUCCAGAGCCACUUAACUGGAGCUAGGCCCUAUUUUCAGAGUAUCAUUCCAUUAAUAUCCUUUGUACUUAAUGGCGUUGCCAAAAAAGACCUAUGUGUGCAUUGAAAAGAAGCAGCUGAGUGAGGAUCGAGAGGAUGAACUGGUAUUACUGUUUGCUGGAGAACUGGCCUUCCGAAGGACUUCAGUUACUCUGGCCUCUCCCAGAGGCACCAGGGGGACAAUUCAUCCCGGUGUUGGCACGUCCAAGGGCUGGAAGACACAAACCUGGUGCUGAGUUUCAAACUUGCUGGUGUCCCUGGCUUCUGAAAGCAAAGGUCUAGUCUGGUUGGGCCCCAAUUUAGAUGGGAAAGAUGAUUAAAACAUCACUUCUUAGUCACCAGCUUUGAAUUUCAACUUGCUCAGGCAAUUUUGGAGAAUGUUGCGUAGCUGCAGUAGCUAUUAUCACUUUAUACUGAGCACUGUGUCAGGCUUCUCACCACCAAAGAGCCCCGUAGCACCAGCUGCAGAGGCCAAAAAUAUUGCUUUCUUUAGCCAGGGGCAUGUCUGAUUUUUGGUGAAGGUUGAGGAGAGCAAUGGGAAAGAAUUAUUAAAAUUGGAAACCUGCAAUUCCAAAGACAAUGAAACUAUAGACAGACAAUUUAAAAAUACAAAGAAGAUAAGCAGGCUACUGAAAUAACCUUGGGGGAGAGGACUAGUUCUCUGUAGGGCUGCGUGAAUCACUCAGACUUCUGGGUCUUCAGGGAAGAGAAAAAGUAAUUGUUUCUGGAUACGUGUACAGGAGAGAAGGCCAAAUAGACAAGUCAAGGCACAGCUGGCUUCUGUCUAUAUAUUCCUUUGUUUCUUCUUCCUGAAUAGUGUCUGCAUAGGAAGUGCAUAUACAUGUUCUCUUCCUUCUUAAGUUUUAUUGGGAUAUAAAAUAAGUCUUGUGUAAGACAGUAGUUUUUGUCCAGUGGGACUCUGCAAUUUAAUAGGGGAAAUAAGAUAUUUCUAAGAAAGAGGAUAUGAUACGAAAUAGUGCUAUGGAUAAAUUACAAUAAACCCAGAGAUUUAAAGGAUUUUUUUAUUUAAAUGGGAAUAUUUUGGUAUGUAACUGUUGUGUGUGUUUGUACGUUUAUACCAUUUAAACAUGAUCAGUGGUCUGACUAGCUAAUAUUGAAAGUAUGAACUUAGGAAGUGAA